AUGCCAGGUGAGCCCAAGCCAGCACAAAAGCGCCCGCGCCUCCCUUUCAAGCCUCCAAGCCGUACUACCAGCGCGGGACCGUCUGAGGCACCGAAGGCCAAAAGCAAACCGAAACAGACAGGCACAAAGGCUUCGGCGUCGAACGCGGCACCCAGUACAACGAAAAAUACACAAUCCAAGGCUACAAAGUCUACCACUACAAAAAGACCCCGCGUUGAAUCUCCAGCUCCCGAUGAAGCACAAUCCGGAUCUGAGUCCGCCUCGGAUGCGUCAGGCCGCGAUCGCUCGCGAUCACUUUCCCAGGAGCCGGACUUUAUCCUUGCCGAAAUCACUACGACCAACCCAGUGGAGGACGUGAACUCCAGCGAUCCGAAAAUCCCUCCGAAGCUGUUGACACGGCUGCUGCAUGAACACUUUCAGAAUGACAAGACGAAAGUCGCGAAAGAUGCUAAUAAUGUUGUGGCGAAAUACGUUGAUGUCUUUGUGAGGGAAGCUAUCGCUCGAGCUGCCUUUGAGAGAGCUGAGACAAACGAUAAUGCUGCAAGCAGAAGGGUUGGGGAUGGAUUCCUUGAGGUAGGGCAUGAUCGGAUUCUAAAAAGGCGGCAUGGGGCUAUACUGAUCGGUGACACAGGUUGA
Penicillium salamii is the source of this 636-nucleotide messenger RNA. The record is from the annotation of a GenBank genome assembly. NCBI's taxonomy places the organism in Eukaryota, Fungi, Ascomycota, Eurotiomycetes, Eurotiales, Aspergillaceae.